AGCCGUAAGAAAGUCCAUAGCGGACCACCCCUCGCUGCCAGGGGACCAGGCCGCGGUCUGAUUCGCGGGAGUUUCACUGGACCUCGACCGCCGGCGAGUGUCGAGCGGGGGCCAACUUCCCUGGCUGGAACAGGGAUCGCCAGGAGUGCGAGAUGCAAGCCGGGAAGCCCAUUCUCUAUUCCUAUUUCCGGAGCUCCUGUUCAUGGAGAGUUCGAAUCGCUUUGGCCUUGAAAGGCAUUGACUAUGAGACAGUGCCCAUCAACCUCACAAAAGAUGGGGGACAACAGUUCUCUGCAGAAUUCCAGACACUGAACCCCAUGAAGCAGGUGCCAGCCCUGAAGAUUGAUGGAAUCACCAUUGGCCAGUCACUGGCCAUCAUCGAGUACCUGGAGGAGACUCGGCCCGCUCCACCACGACUCUUGCCUCAAGACCCAAAGAAGAGGGCCAGUGUGCGUAUGAUUUCCGACCUCAUCGCUGGUGGCAUCCAGCCCCUGCAGAACCUGUCUGUCCUGAAGCAAGUGGGAACGGAGAACCAGCUGCCCUGGGCUCAGAAGGCCAUCAGUUUUGGCUUUAAUGCUCUGGAGCAGAUCCUGCAGAACACAGCAGGGAACUUCUGCGUAGGAGAUGAGGUAUCCAUGGCUGAUCUGUGCUUAGUGCCUCAGGUAGCAAACGCUGAAAGGUUCAAGGUUGAUCUCGGUCCCUUCCCUACCAUCAGUCGCAUCAACAAGACACUGCUGGCCUUGGAGGCCUUCCAAGUGUCUCACCCCUGCCGGCAGCCAGAUACACCUGCUGAGCUGAGGGCCUAGCUCCCAAGCCCUGCCCCACCGGCACCAGGCAGGGCACGGGAGCAGACAGCUGCUGGGUGGGCUGAAACAAGUGAGUCCUGAGUGGUGAGGCAGGAGGCUCGCACUCUAGCCCUUGGAUCUGAACUGUAGCUGUGGGUCUGCUUCCCCCUGAGCUUCGUUCUGCUUCAGUCCCUGUCAGAUGUCAGAUGUCCCUUCAUCACCUGUCAGAUGUCUGAAAGGACAAAAAUGUCACCUGCUGUCUGUGUCAUAGGGUAAUCAUGAAGA
Messenger RNA from Fukomys damarensis (Damara mole-rat), 1070 nucleotides. It is a transcript of the gene Gstz1, whose product is annotated as glutathione S-transferase zeta 1. Gene Ontology annotation, cellular component: cytoplasm; mitochondrion. NCBI's taxonomy places the organism in Eukaryota, Metazoa, Chordata, Mammalia, Rodentia, Bathyergidae. The transcript is spliced from 9 exons. The record is from RefSeq and is a predicted model, not a curated record. The coding region runs from base 153 to 806 and encodes 217 amino acids. Gene Ontology annotation, molecular function: glutathione transferase activity; maleylacetoacetate isomerase activity. Gene Ontology annotation, biological process: glutathione metabolic process; L-phenylalanine catabolic process.